This is a messenger RNA of Helianthus annuus (common sunflower), 1864 nucleotides long. RefSeq names its product heat shock 70 kDa protein 4. Gene Ontology annotation, biological process: protein refolding; cellular response to unfolded protein. The coding region runs from base 157 to 1725 and encodes 522 amino acids. Gene Ontology annotation, cellular component: cytoplasm. Gene Ontology annotation, molecular function: ATP-dependent protein folding chaperone; ATP binding; ATP hydrolysis activity. Lineage: Eukaryota; Viridiplantae; Streptophyta; Magnoliopsida; Asterales; Asteraceae. The record is from RefSeq and is a predicted model, not a curated record. The transcript has 3 exons.
GAAAGGGGUGUCUGAAGUUGAUAGACGUACGGUAGGGUUACUUUCAUUCAAAUUUCAAAGAUCAAAAACUAAGGGCAGAGGAGUUUUAGUGUGAGAAAUUAGGGGUUUGAGAUCGAUCAACUUUCGUUUUCUUUACAGCUUUCUGCAGGUUAAAAAAUGUCUCAAAAAGUUAAGGGAGCCGCGAUUGGUAUUGAUCUUGGAACGACAUACUCGUGUGCUGCUGUUUGGUUGGACAGAAAAAACCGAGUGGAGGUCAUUCCUAAUGAACAGGGAAACAAUAUCACCCCGUCUUGUGUAGCUUUCGAUGCUACAGAGUUAUUGGUAGGAGAGGGUGCAAAAAACCAGAUUGCAAGGAACCCUACCAACACUGUGUUUGAUGUUAAACGUUUGAUCGGGUGCAGAUACCAUGAUCCUCAAGUGCAGAAGGACAUGGAGUCGUGGCCUUUCAAGGUCGUUGAAGGGCCUGCUCUGAAGCCAACUGUUGUAGUGGAGUUGAAGGGUGAAGAAAAGAAAUAUGCACCUGAAGAGUUAUCUGCCCUGGUUCUCAAGAAGUUGAAAGAGUCUGCUGAAGCUUUUAUUGGAAGAGAGGUAACAGAUGCUGUGAUCACCGUUCCUGCUUAUUUUAACAACAAUCAAAGAGAAGCAACAAAGGAAGCAGGAACCCUUGCUGGCCUCAAUGUGAUGCAAUUGAUAAACGAGCCUACUGCAGCUGCAAUUGCUUACGGUUUGGACCAUAUGGCUGACCGAACAUGGCAUAAUGAUAAAAACGUUUUGGUCUUUGAUCUUGGUGGUGGUACCUUUGACGUGUCGCUUUUGAAAAUCAGUAAAACGGGAGUGAUUGAUGUGAAAGCGGUCGGGGGUGAUACUCAUUUAGGUGGUGAGGAUUUUGAUAGGACACUCGUUAACUACUGCAUAAAAGAGUUUGAGAAAAAACACCGAGUGAAUAUUAGUGGAAAUCCAAGAGCAAUGGGGAGGCUGAAAGUCGCUUGUGAGAAAGCAAAGAGGGAUUUGUCAUCGACUACUUUUACUCCAAUUGAAAUCGACUGCUUGUAUGGGGGGAUUGACUUUUCCAUUAAAAUCAGUCGAGCCAAAUUCGAGGAACUAAAUUCAAGUUACUUUGAGAAAUGCAUUGAACUGGUGGAGAAAUGUUUGUUUGAUGGGGAGAUGAAGAAGAAGGAUGUGGAUGAGGUGGUGGUUGUUGGGGGGUCCACUAGGAUUCCUAAAGUACAAAGAUUGGUGGAGGAGUUUUUCGAAGGGAAGACAGUUUGCAAGAACAUGAAUGGUGAUGAGGCUGUUGCAUUCGGUGCCGCAAUCUUGGCUGCAAAGUUAAGUGGAAACAAUGAUAAUGAUAAUGUGUUGUGGGACACUGUGUUGCAGGAUGUCACCCCUCUAUCGUUAGGUAUAGCAGCCAAGAUAAAUGGAGUAGAAGGUGUCAUGUCUGUAGUUAUUCCUAGGAACACAUCCAUACCCACAUGCAAGAAGGGAAUGUAUUGGUCAUACGACAACAAAACAGAAGUAUCGAUCAGGGUGUUUCAAGGUGAGAGCAACAACGCCGAGGACAACAUAUUACUUGGCAAGUUCGACUUUUGUGGCCUUACACCAGGUUCCAAUGGGAAGUCGUACAUAGAGGUUUGCUUCAAUAUAGAUGUUAAUGGGAUCCUUCAUGUGUCUGCACAGGAAUUAUCCACAGGCCAAUCAAAAUCAAUUACAAUUGCUAAGACCUGAAAUUAAGGGUUAUGAAAAUUAAAGGUUCCACUUACUUUUGGGGGUUUUGCUUUUGAUAUGAAAUGCCACAUCCAUAUGUAAAACUAAACAACUUAUUUUGUAUGUUCUAACUAUCAUGUGUUGAUCUGAAAUGUGUGCA